ACGUGAGUCCAAAUGAAUCCGUAGCUUCUAGAAAUGUGAGAAAAAGGAAAUUCACGAGUUCUUUGAUUCUAUACAUAAGUCUUUUAAUUUGGAAUUCAAUUCAACGAUAUUAAAUUUUUUAAGAAAAUUACACGAAGAACAAAAUCUUUGUCAAACUAGUUUUUCUUGGUCGUUUCAUUUUUUAUUCCUUCAAAUUCCGUUCUGUAAAUUCAUCUUUCCGAGUUCUGAAAUCCGUGUUGUAUGAUAGCAAAAAUGGCGCAGAACGAAGAUCACAUGGAGGAUAUAGAUGGAGACUCGUAUCAACAGGUUAAACAGACGCUGAAGGACCGAUCCAAGAAAAUGGCGCAAACGAAAGAGAUGUUAUCGAAACAAGCAGUUCAAACAAAAGAGAUUCUAUCUAAACAGGCGGUAAAGAUCGCUAAGCAGGCCGAAGAACACGAACGAUUCAUCAAUAAGGUUACGCACCUGCUUGGAGUUCUUGGUUUCGGAGGAUUCUGCUUCAUCUUAGGAGCGAGACCUCAGGAUAUUCCAUAUGUAUAUUGUUUCUUUUAUGUUACCUUUGUUCCUCUUCGUUGGAUAUACUAUCGGUUCAAGAAAUGGCAUUACUACCUCUUGGAUUUUUGCUAUUAUGCAAACACGAUUUUCAUUGUUGACCUUCUUCUGUAUCCAAAAAAUGAAAAACUUUUCAUGAUUUGCUUCUCAUUUGCAGAGGGACCAUUAGCUUGGGCGAUCAUAGUUUGGCGUUGUAGCUUGGUUUUUAGUUCUUUUGACAAAAUAGUUAGCGUUCUUAUACAUCUAAUUCCUGGUUUGGUUUUCUUCACCAUUCGAUGGUGGAACGAGGCAACAUUUGAAGCCAUGCAUCCCGAAGGAACUUCCCGCCGGGCUUCAUGGCCCUAUGUAGAGGACAAGUCAUACUUAUGGACAUGGCUAUUUCUAGUUCCCUUGGUUGCUUACACUCUUUGGCAGAUUCUUUACUUUCUGAUUGUCAAUGUGUUGCGUCGUCAACGGUUCUUACGAGAUCCCGAAGUCAUGACUUCAUACAGGGAACUAUCUAAAAGGGCACAAAAAACAAACAAUGUAUGGUGGAAAUUAAGUGGUUUACUUGGAGAUCAGAAUCGUCUAUUCAUGUACAUCUUAUUCCAGGGAAUAUUUACGGUAUUGACAAUGGCAUUAGCCGUUCCGAUCUUCCUAUCCUAUCGGUUGCAUGUAGUUUUCCAGUUGCUAAAGGUUUCAGCCGCGGUCUGGAAUGGAGGGAGCUUUCUGUUAGAGGUCAUGCCACGGCAGGUGAUUCAGAAAGAGAAGAAGAAAACAGAGAUACGACCGCUUCAAGACGAUCAAAAUCAUCAUCCUUCAGUUCCCGCAGACGAAAACGGAGGUGACAUCAAUUCGAGCGAGCCAUUGCAGUCGUAAUCAGCAGCUGUACCCGGUUUGAUCUUUCUCUCAAACAUGUUAGGCUGUUGGCUCUAAUUAUAUAUAUAUAUCGAUUUUGAUCCAUGACUGUUGUAAGUAUUGUAUUACAGCUUUCAUAAUCAAAGUGGUGUUUUUAGGAGAGAGAUGAAGUAGUUCUUUUUCUUUUAAUUUGUGUUUUUCCAUUUCAUAGACAUUGGAAAUGGGUGUGAAAAAUAGGUUUUACUUUAAACGUUUUAAGAUUUCUCCAUUCGUUUCAUUUGUUUAAUCCAUACAUACCCAUCGCAAACUUUGGUAAGGUUUGUGUAUGUCGAUACCUUUUUAUUUUUUCUAUCAAUGAGAAUAUUUGUUUACUUUCA
Molecule: messenger RNA, 1766 nt
Organism: Cucumis melo (muskmelon)
Lineage: Eukaryota; Viridiplantae; Streptophyta; Magnoliopsida; Cucurbitales; Cucurbitaceae
Product: glycerophosphocholine acyltransferase 1
Exons: 8
Coding region: 241-1410 (389 amino acids)
Biological process (GO): phosphatidylcholine biosynthetic process
Source: RefSeq, a predicted model, not a curated record